This is a messenger RNA of Panicum virgatum (switchgrass), 2726 nucleotides long. Its product is annotated as pentatricopeptide repeat-containing protein At1g02060, chloroplastic-like. The record is from RefSeq and is a predicted model, not a curated record. The coding region runs from base 47 to 1912 and encodes 621 amino acids. The transcript has 2 exons. NCBI's taxonomy places the organism in Eukaryota, Viridiplantae, Streptophyta, Magnoliopsida, Poales, Poaceae. Gene Ontology annotation, molecular function: protein binding.
UCAAAACAAGUGCAGAGAACGAGCACGUCAUUUUCCCCCCACCUCUAUGGGCUCGUCGGGAGCACCGCCGGAGCCGCCGGCAGUGGCGGCGGCCAGGAAGCUGCACCACCUCCUCCGCUCCCGCGACCUUCGCCCGGCGCUCUCCUACCUCCGUGCCCUCCCUUCCCCGCUCACCCUCCUCCCCAACCACGCCCUCAACGCCCUCCUCCGCGCGCUCGCCGCCGCCGGCCGCGUCCGCGCCGCCACCUCACUCUUCCGCUCCAUCCCCAACCCCACGCCGCACUCCUUCAACUCCCUCCUCGCCGCGCUCCUUCGUAGGGGCCGCCGCCGCGCGUCCUCCGCCCUGCUCGCGGCGUUCCUCCGCUCCCCUGACGCCUCCCCCGACGUCACCACCCUCAACACCCUUCUCCAUGGGCUUUCCACUGCCUCCCCGCGCCCGUCAGCUCCCACGCUCCUCAAGCUCUUCCGCUUCUUGCCGGAGACCUACGCCUUCGCCCCCGACGCCAUCACGUACAAUUCUCUGCUAUCUGCUCUGUGCCGAGCGGGCGACCUGGCCACCGCGCGCAAGCUAUUCGACGGAAUGCGCGAGAGCGAAGAGGAGAGCAAAUGUGGCGCCCUCCCUAAUGUUGUCACCUACACUACCAUGAUCAGGGCGUACUGUGCAAAGGGGCUUGCUGACGAGGCAUUGUCGCUCUUCAUGGUGAUGGCUGCAAAUGGCGUGCCGCCAAACAGGAUCACCUACAACACGAUGGUGCAGGGCUUCUGUGAGGCCGGAAGGAUGGAGCUAGUUAAGGAGGUGUUCGAGGUGGACUCGUUUAAGCCAGACACAUGCACGUUCAACACGCUAAUGGCUGCACAUUGCAGGGUAGGGCGGAUUAAGGAUGCAAUGAAGGUGUUUGAUCAAAUGACAGAGCUUCAUGUGAGACGUGAAUCUGCAAGCUAUAGCAUGGUGAUCCGAGCAUUGUGUGAGAGCGGUGACUUUGGUCGGGCUGAGGAGCUUGUGGAUGAGAUCUUGGAGAAGGAGGUGCUCAAGAAAAGAGGUGGUUCUGUACCACUUGUCGCAGCGUACAACCCAGUUUUUAUGUACUUUUGUGAUAAUGGGAAAGCAAAAAAGGCCAGGGUGCUGUUCGGGCAGUUGCUGGAUAGGAGGAGCAAGGUUGAUUUCCAAGCAUUCAAGACGUUGAUACUAGGUCAUUGUAAGGAGGGCAAUUUUGCAGAAGGGUACGAGCUAGUGCUCUCAAUGUUAAAGAGGGAUCUUGUCCCUGACAAUGAGUGUUAUAUUGCUGUAAUAGAUGGCUUUAUGAAGAAAGGAAGGAUGAAAUCUGCUUGGGAAGCUCUUCACAGGAUGUUAAAUAGUGGCCUUCGGCCUAGCACAAGUACAUUCCACUCGGUUCUUUUGGGGCUUUUGAAGAAAGAUGGCUGUGCGGAAGAAGCUGCCAAUUUGAUUGAGAUAAUGCUAGAGAGGAAAAUCCGGCAGAACCUUGAUCUUUCUACUAAUCUGAUCGAUGUAUUGUUCAAAAGUGAUCUCAAUGACCGUGCAUACAAGAUUACUAAGUGUCUGUAUGAUAAUGGCUAUUACAUCAAUAUGGAAAAGGUAAUUGCAACACUUUGCGAGGACAAGAAGUUCGUAGAUGCAGCAGAGUGUACUUUGUUUAGCUUGCAGAAGCACCAUGAACUGGGUGUUGGAGUUCACAGUCUUGUUUUGGAUGGCCUCUGCAUGGACGGUAGAGCUGAAGAGGCAUUCCGGCUUUUCUAUGAGCUAAUUGAGAACGGAAGCACUUCUGCUGCUGUUGCUCCCCGCAGCUUAGUCUGUCUUCAUCAUGCACUCGAGGAAGCUGGAAAGAUGAAAGAAGCUGAUUUUAUUGGUAAACAGAUGAGACGUGCCACUGCGAAAAUUAGGCAAAGGAGCUAAGACUUUACUCACAUUAUUCCAAAGAAAAACCUUGCAAACUCUUCGCAGCUUCUGUGCAGUGUGGUCUGCAUGAGAAAAAUGAUGCUGAAACUGGAAAUCCAGUUGGUUGCCUGAUCAACUGAUUGGCAAGGAAUUGAUGGUCAUUCAACAAGGUUUGUUUGAUGGUGCAGGAUUGCUUGUGAAAUCAAUGGAUCAUCAAAUAGCUCGAUUUUCUUGGAGUUGCCCCUAUCAUCAGAUAUUCUGAUUGCACAAGCACAUCUCAUGUAAAGGUUCAACAAAUUUUGCGAUCAAUGAAAUCACCACGGACGCUUUCGCAAGUACCCAUGCUGAGUUUAGAACUUGAACCUGAUGACACAAGGAACGUCCGAGGGAUGUCUAAUGCACAUCGCUGUUCCUACAGCAUCCCACUACAAGAGCAAGGGCGGCAGAUCGCCGCUGCCGAAUCAUCGAGGUCACAAAGCCAGCACCGUCAAGUCUUCACGGAUGGUCUGCUGCCUGUGUUGCCUAGCCUUGGCAUAAUGCUGUCUGUUCUCAAUCUCAGUUGUGCAGAAAACCUCUGUGCGGGCAGCAAGUAGGGGCACAAAAAGGCAUGCCAAAUUGGAGAUUGUAAUUUAUGUGAAUUUAGAGUGGAGUUCAGGAAUCGUGUCACUGAAUGUUAAAUUCAGACUAUAACUGAUGUGAUUUGGGAUUGUAACUUAUGAUCGUGCACCACCACUAGCUGUUAUCAAACUGCCAUACUGAAUUCUGUUAUCAAACUGACAACAUCAGUGAUAUGUUCUCAAAUUGAUCUGUUAUCAGUUAACGUUCUAUAUUA